UUUCCCUCAUGAAUUAUGCUGCAUGAGAUAUUGAGUGCUGGUCAUCAACCAUACUUCAACCUCUUCUCAGUCUUCAAGUUCCAUCUGCUCAGAUUAGUACUCACCCCAAUUACUGAUCACAUCCAAUACCAUACCUCUGCCACUUCCACCCAACCCAACCAUGACGCCCUCGGCCAUUAUUACCCCCCCUCCCUCCUCCUCCCCUAUCACCCCAUCCCCAUCCCCCACCACCUCCUUCAAAAUCCUCAUCCCCGAACCCCUCUCAGAAGAAGGUCUCACCCUCCUGCGAUCCUCCUCUUCCCACGAGGUCGAGGUCACCUACCACCCAAAAACCACCCCCUCAACCCUCGCCUCUCUCCUCUUUCCCUAUCACGCCCUAAUCAUCCGCUCCGAAACAAACGUCACCUCCGCCCUCUUAUCCCCCGCCAUCUCCCCCAACCUGCGCGUCAUCGCCCGCGCCGGCGUCGGCGUCGACAACAUUGAUGUCGAAGCCGCCACCAAGCGCGGGAUAAUCGUCGUCAACUCGCCGCACGGCAACAUCGCGGCCGCGGCCGAGCACACCGUUGCGUUGUUGCUUGCUACGGCUAGGAACAUUGGCAGGGCUGAUGCGGGCAUGAAGCAAGGAAAAUGGGAGAGGAGUAAGUUGGUGGGUGUGGAAGUGGGCGGGAAGGCGUUGGGGAUUAUUGGGUUGGGGAAGGUGGGGAUGAAAGUGGCUAGGAUGGCUGGUGCUGGAGGAUUGGGGAUGAGGGUGAUGGGAUUGGAUCCGUAUGCUAGUGAGGAGAUUGCGAGGGGUGCGGGGGUGAAGCUUAUUGGUGGGCUCGAGGAGUUGUUGAAGGUGGUAGAUUUCUUGACGGUGCAUACGCCGUUGUUGGCGAGUACGGCGGAUAUGGUGGGGGAGAAGGAGUUGAGGUUGAUGAAGAGGACGGCGAGGGUGUUGAAUGUGGCGAGGGGUGGGGUGUAUAAUGAGGGGGCGUUGUUGAAGGCUCUUGAGGAGGGGUGGAUUGCUGGAGCGGGAAUCGAUGUUUAUACGCAGGAGCCGGUGAGGUUUGAUGUGGAAGGAGAAGAGUCGAUGGCGGCUGCGGCGAGACUAGCGAGACAUCCGAAGGUGGUGGCGACGCCGCAUUUGGGAGCGAGCACGGUCGAGGCGCAGGAGAAUGUGUCGGUGGAUGUGUGUACGCAGGUGUUGGAGAUUUUGAGGGGUGGGAUGCCGACGGCCGCGGUGAAUGCGCCGUUGAUUUUGCCGGAGGAGUAUAGGAGGUUGCAGCCUUUUGUGAAGCUCAUCGAGCGCAUGGGCUCCCUCUACACCCAACACUUCGCCCGCACCAGCACCAAACCCAACCGCCUAGGCGGCCGCCGUUUCGAACUAACCUACCACGGCGCCCUCGCCUCCGUCCCCCCACCCUCCACCCGCCCCCUAACCGCCGCGCUCAUCAAAGGUCUCCUUUCAUCCAUCUCCUCGCACGCCGGCCGCGACGUCAACAUCGUCAACGCCUCCCUCAUCGCCCGCGAGCGAGGAAUCGCUAUCGAUGAGAAGUUUGUGCACAGCGACGAUAACAACACCCCUACUUCCGUCGGCUCCGGCGAGGGAGGAGGACAGGUGACGCUUCGCAGUUUACUUACCUCCUCCUCCAAAAUUUGCAGCGAAGAAGAGCAAGAACGGGAACAUGAACAGGAACAGAUUAUCGAGGGACACGUAACCAGUGGCGGCUCAGAUAUUUUUAUUUCUAAACUGGACCGGUUCGCCGGCGCGAAUUUUCAGCCGGAGGGAACACUGCUGGUGCUGAGGAACUAUGAUCGCCCGGGCAAGAUUGGUGGUGUGGGCAUGGUGGUGGGGAGGCAUGGGAUUAAUAUUCGGUUCAUGCAGGUUGCUGGGUUAAGUGGUCAAAGUGGUGGUGGUGGUGGUGGUGGUGGGACUAAGCGAAGAGUAAGGCCGGUUGGGACGGUGGAAACUAGGGGUGGAGAGGAGACGGAGGAGACAGUGGAGGAGAGGGAGGAGGAUAGUAGGGAGGCGUUGAUGAUUUUGGGGGUUGAAGGGGAUGUUACGGAGGAGGUGGUGAGGGAGUUGGAAGGGCAGGAGGGGAUUUUGGAUGUUAGUUUGGUUAGAUUGUGAUAUGUGUGACCUUAAGGGAGACGGGAGUAUG
Molecule: messenger RNA, 2141 nt
Organism: Neurospora tetraspora
Lineage: Eukaryota; Fungi; Ascomycota; Sordariomycetes; Sordariales; Sordariaceae
Product: D-isomer specific 2-hydroxyacid dehydrogenase
Exons: 2
Coding region: 161-2110 (649 amino acids)
Molecular function (GO): oxidoreductase activity, acting on the CH-OH group of donors, NAD or NADP as acceptor; NAD binding
Source: RefSeq, a predicted model, not a curated record